AUGGCACCCGCCGAGGAGCGCCCCGACGGCAACGCACUCGUGUCGACGGGCGGCGGCUCCGAGCUGCAGGCAAUCUUGCACCCCCUCGUUCUCCUCUCGAUAUCCGACUACGUCGCCCGGCAUACUCUGAGGUCGCAGAGCGGCCCUCUGGUUGGCGGUCUCCUCGGCCAACAGAACGGUCGGGAGAUCACGAUUGAGCACGCCUUCGAUGUCCACAUGAUCUCGACCACAUCUGGGGAGUACAAUGUAGAGGCCUACCACUUCCAGAAACGCCUAGAGCAGAUGAGAGUCGUGCACAAGGACAGGCAGCUCGACUUUGUCGGCUGGUAUACGCUCCUCCCCUCGACAGGCCCCGACGAAUCCGUCCUCGACGUGCAUCGAUUCUUCCUGAGCAGCUACAACGAGUCGGCUGUUCUGCUGGCCCUCCACCCCGACGAGAUUCAGGGACGCUCGGCCGGGGGCAAGUUGCCCGUCACCAUCUACGAGAGCAACUGGGAGGUCGAGGCCGGUGGCGGUGGCGGCGGAUCGGUCGAGGACAAGACCAUGGACGACGUCGAGACGACGGCGGGUCUUCAGCUCCGCUUCCGCGAGCUCAACUACUCUGUCGAGACGGAAGAGACGGAGAUGAUCAGCAUGAACUACAUUGCCGGAGGCGGAUCCAGUGCCGCAGCAAAGGCCGCGGCCGCAACCAGCGCCUCGACUCCCGGGGAAGACCGCCCCCCGCGCUCCGUAGAGAUCGAUCCCAAGGGCAAGAGGCGUCUUGUCGAGAGCCCGACCAGGCCGACGGCAGCCGUUGCCACCGAGGACGACGAGGACGACGAGGAUGAAGGCCUCACCCGCGACGAGGAGGAGAUAAUCUCUACACUGACCACCAAGGCCAACGCCAUCCAGAUGCUCAAAUCUCGCAUCGACCUGAUAAAGACAUAUCUCGAGCGUCUCCCCCCCGCGGACGGCGAGGACACUCCUGAUAUCACCGACGGUGACAAUCACGACGAUGACAACACCACCACCCCGUCCCUCCCCAUACUCCGCCAGAUCCAGGCCCUCGUCUCCCGCCUCGACCUCGUCAUACCCUCAGACAAGGCGGCGUUCGAGAAGGAGAUGCUCCAGGAGUCCAACGACGUCCGCGUCGUCGAGCUGCUCAACAAGAUCAUGCAGGGAACCGAGCAGGCGAGAGAGGUAGGCAAGAAGUACGCUAUCAUCGAGGCUUCCAAGCAGCUCUUCCAUCGUGGGUCCGCCGCCGCCGCCGCCGCAGACUACCACAUCCCUCCCAGUCUCAGCGGCAUGGCAGGUCCGGGGGAUAUCAUGAUGAAGUAG
Molecule: messenger RNA, 1317 nt
Organism: Geosmithia morbida
Lineage: Eukaryota; Fungi; Ascomycota; Sordariomycetes; Hypocreales; Bionectriaceae
Product: COP9 signalosome complex subunit 6
Exons: 2
Coding region: 1-1317 (438 amino acids)
Biological process (GO): protein deneddylation
Cellular component (GO): COP9 signalosome
Molecular function (GO): metallopeptidase activity; protein binding
Source: RefSeq, a predicted model, not a curated record